Messenger RNA from Aaosphaeria arxii CBS 175.79, 457 nucleotides. RefSeq lists its product as uncharacterized. Lineage: Eukaryota; Fungi; Ascomycota; Dothideomycetes; Pleosporales. The transcript has a single exon. The record is from RefSeq and is a predicted model, not a curated record. The coding region runs from base 121 to 405 and encodes 94 amino acids.
GAACGCACCAGCACGAGCCUCGCCCUGGCGCAAAAAGAACAGAAAAGCAGAAUCUCAAAUCAUCACCACCACUCACCACCCUUUCGGCGCUUCUUUUUCCUUACACUACACGCACGAUUCAUGGCGGCAUUUUUCUUUUGCGUUUUGGUAGGUAGGUACAUAGGUAGGUGCGGAGGGGAGCGCGCACCACCCCGGGGACGUGGUGUCGGCACGCACCCACGCGCACGCUCCUUCACAGGUAUUGUAUUGUACCUGUAUCGUGAAAAGACGAGGACACCGUCCCCGUUCCCUCGGGUACAGUCCUGUUCUGUUCGCGGUUGCCGCCGUCGUCCGUUUACGGUAGAGUAUCGAUCACGGUUUAUUAUAUACGAUCAUCAUGGCGCAGGUACGAGUUACCUAGGUUAGGCUCGGGUGCCCAUUGCCUCGGGCUCCCUUCCCUUCCCAUGGCUCCCUUUGG